AAAUAAAAACCGUUGCAGUUUUGGUGCAUAUCAUUAUUUAUUUUUUAUUUUACAUUAUUUAUACUAUUUAUAUAAAUUACAUUUAGUGAAUGUGAAUCUUUCACUUUAAAAGAACUGGAUUACUGAACCUUGAAAUAAUUGCAAGUGAAGCGCGAAAGUGCAUUCUAAAAUUAGUCCUAUGGAUUCGUUACGCUUACGACGCAUAUAGAUAGAGAAAAAAUGCCGAAGAUACCGUAUAAGCCGGAGAAAACUCCUGAUGAUGAGGAGGACUAUGAGAUUGUGUCGUUUGAGGACUUUUGCGAUAAGUCCGGGGGCUCUAAGACGGAUUUGUUGACUCUGAAUGAUAACAUAAAUUAUCGCCUUUGUUAUGAGAGUGAUAAGGGCUCUAAAUUCGAGUACGACGGCGGCGGUUGCUCUAGUCGGGACCCAGCACAGACGGAGACCUCGUUGAAUGGCUCCAAGAAUGUUACCAAGAGGAAGCUGUCAGGGUCCUUCGCCCCUUUCGGAAGAUACAAUGGAAAAACACAGAGGGGCUCCCUGUUUGGUGGAGUUAUUCCAAAGGCGAGGGCUGAAGGAGACUCUGGCUCUAGGGAGCAUAGAUACCAGCGGUUCUCAGAGAGCCGUAACAUCUGCCAGCGUGUUUGCGACAACCUGCCGGGAUUCGGGUCGGGCAUGCUGGGCGUGGCGCUGGUGUGUGCCCUGUGCGUGGGCGCCUGGUGGGCUGUUGGCGGCGCCGUGGGCGGGGCCUGGGGCGAGGAACAUUAUAGAAAACUAUGGGAGCGGGCGCAUCCUGACAACAUAAAGAAACCAUUGUCUCCAAUACCGUUUGAAAAGAAUACCCCUCCUCUUCAGGUGAACCCGGAAUAUCGUUACCACGACCACAAUAAUUUGAGCACCAAAAAUAAGAAUGCGAGUGUUGACGUCAAGAAGAAAGAGUUGAACAAGAAGAGUUACUUAGAUCUUACACCAGAGGCGCUGGCGCAGGUGUGCGGUCAGGUGUCGGAUAACAUGCGAUUUGAUUGCGCACCCGGCGGGGAUGAGGCGGUUUGUGAGAAACGAGGUUGCUGUUGGAAACCGGCGAAGACUCAAGGCGCUCCGUACUGCUACUAUCCGCCUGGCUACACUACGUUCAAGUUUCUCAACAUGACGGAGAAUAAGCACGGCAUGCGAGCCAUAUACGCCAAGGAUAGGCCUUCAGGGUAUCCGGGCGACUUCGAACUGGCUGUUGUGGACUUCAAGUACUUGUCCGAUGACUCGCUGCAGAUUAAGAUAUACGACCCAGAGCACAAACGUUUCGAGGUGCCCAUCCCGCAACUGCCGAUGGUGCCGGGACCUAUAUCCACCUUGAAGUACCGAGUGCAGUUGGACAGUGGCAGCGUCGGAUUCAAGAUUAUACGGAAUGCUGACAAUGUUACUAUCCUAAAUACCCAAGACGUGGGCGCAAUGAUCCUCUCAGACAAAUUCCUGCAGAUAUCAGCGAUUCUACCAACUGACCACAUAUUCGGAUUCGGUGAACAUCGAGACAGAUUACGAAGGGACAUGAAUUGGAAGACAUAUACCAUGUUUAAUAGGGACAUUACGCCGAUCCCCACGACUAAUCUUUAUGGCACCCAUCCAUUUUAUCUCGCCGUGGAAAAGGACGGCAAAAGUCACGGAUUGUUACUGCAGAAUUCCAAUGCAAUUGACGUAGUACUUCAACCGACGCCAGCGCUAACAUUCAGAGCCAUCGGCGGAAUACUGAAGCUGUUGGUAUUCAUGGGCCCGUCGCCCAAGGAGGUUGUGUCGCAGUAUACUGAACUGAUAGGCCGGCCGUUCAUGCCGCCCUACUGGUCACUUGGCUUCCAUCUGUGCAAAUAUGGCUACCACGAUUUGAACACAACGGAACGCGUCUGGCAGUCGAAUAGGGAUGCUGGCAUUCCUUUUGACGUACAAUGGAAUGACAUUGACUACAUGGUGAAUCAAAACGACUUUACCUACGACACCGUACGCUUCGGCGGUCUCCCAGAGUUUGUCAAGAAGUUGCAUAAUGAAGGGAUGCAUUAUGUUAUUAUUAUUGAUCCCGGUGUGAGCGCUUCAGAAAAGCUCGGCACUUAUCCCCCUUACGACAGAGGGAUUGAAAUGGACGUGUUCGUCAAGAACAGCACAAAUCAGCCGUUUAUUGGAAAGGUAUGGAAUUAUGGCACCACAGUGUUCCCCGACUUCACGCACCCGAACUCCACCAGCUACUGGGUGGAGAUGAUGACGGAGUUCCACUCCAAAGUCAACUACGACGGCGCUUGGAUCGACAUGAACGAGCCAUCAAACUUCGUCAACGGUCAGGUAGACGGGGAAUGUCUGCCAGAAAAUCUGUCAUACAAGCCUGCAUGGACGGCGCCAGAGGGGUUGAAGUACAAGACACUUUGUAUGGACGCUAUACACGCGGCCGGGGCCCAUUACGAUGUACACAACCUAUAUUCCCUGUAUGAAGCCGUCGCUACUAAUUUCGCCCUACAAGAGAUCCGCGGCAAGCGUCCGUUCAUAAUAUCGCGGUCCUCGUUCCCCGGGCUGGGGCACUACGCGGGCCACUGGAGCGGCGACGUACGCAGCACCUGGGACGAUAUGCGCAUGUCUAUACCCGAACUGCUGAGCUUCAGUCUGUUCGGAAUACCGAUGAUGGGCGCGGACAUAUGCGGGUUCGUGCAGGACACCACGCCGGCGCUGUGCAAGCGGUGGAUGCAGCUCGGCGCCUUUUACCCCUUCUCUAGGAACCACGCCGAUAUCAAUUCUAAGCCUCAAGACCCAGUAAGUCUGGGCCCAGCGGUGGUGGAGGCGAGUAUCGUCGCGUUGAGGCUGCGGUAUCGUCUGCUGCCCUACUACUACACCCUGUUCUGGCGAGCGCAUAUCAAUGGCGAUACUGUUGCCAGGCCGCUGUUCUUUGAAUCCCCAGAAAACCAGAAACUCCACGACAUAGACGAACAGUUCCUCAUAGGCCAGUACGUGAUGGUGACACCCAUACUGGACGAGGGAGCGACCACCACAAAGGCGUUCUACCCAGGCCCGCAGAAGUGGUACAACAUUGUAACCGGGGAAUACAUCGCGUGCGACAAGUACAGCCAAGUUGGGGAUCAUGAGAUGGUCGCUGUUAAGGGUGGCGCAAUCCUUCCACUGCAAGAACCACCGCUCACGGGGCCUGUGACCACGAGCAACACGCGCAGCAGGCCGAUACAGCUUCUGGUCGUCCCGGACAACUCCAACAUGGCGGCGGGACAGCUGUACUGGGACGACGGGGACAGCCUCAACAGCUACGAAGAAAGGAAGUACAGCAACAUAGAAUUCGCGCUCAAAGAUGAGGAAUUAAAGAGCAAAGUUGUCUGGUGGGGGUAUGGAGUGCCAUCAAUAAAUAACAUUACAGUUUUAGCUCAGAACUUCCCUGUCAAAGCGGCAACUGUCAACGGGAACCCAGCUCAAUUCCACUACACGGGCAAGUCGAAAAUGCUUUGUGAGACAUGUGGCUCCAAGGAAUGCAACAGGCAUGACAGUGGUAUCACCACAGACCCCUGGGUGGGGUUGCAAAUACACAAACAGUUGGAUUUGGCCAUAGAAGAUUUCUACAAUACAAUAUUGGAGCAGUUUAUAAAUUCGUGGUACAGCAAGAUUACUCUGCAGCCAUUUUUUAUUGAUGAACUGCGACACCAACUGAGAUAUGCAUCAGCAUGUCUUCUGCAAAGAGCUAUUAAGAUAAACUACUCGCGCUUUAUAACAGAGCGCCUGUUACCAUGCGCGUUGCGUCACUACACGGUGUGCGCAGAGCGACCCGACGCGGCGCUACUGGACUCCAAGCUCGCUGUCCACCCUGCAGCGGCCAGCCGGCACGCAGAGCUGCGCUACCUGCGAGCCAUCACCAACGCUAUCAUGCCAUAUCUGCUCAAGAACAAUGAGCUUGAGAACUCAGUAUUCCGCGUGCUUAUAAGGGAGAUAUUCUCGGGCUGGGUGCUCCUAUCGCUGACAGACGUGUUGGCAGACCCCUACAUACUGAACACGCUCAUAGUGCUCGCUACGGGGGACGAGACCAUGGCGCAGCUACCAGCCUCGCCCAAUUAUACGGUAGAAUUCCUCGAAACCUUCGUUCGUCAGACGGACUCGGUGUACUCCCAGCGGCCGAGGCUGCUCCGCAUGGACCUGGAGACGGUGAUCAGCGAGCAGGAACACUUUUACGCGCUGAUGCAGUACAUGAAGACCACCAGCCACAUACACCUGCUGCAGUUCUACAAGGAUAUCAAAUCAUUCCAAACGAAAAUCCUGAAUCCUGAACUAGCUCCAGACGAGGUGUCGGCCCUGCAUGCGGAGGCUUGCGAUAUGUACGAGAGGUACUUCGCCACGGAGACUGUGGUUCCCGAGGCGCUUCGCCCCUUCGCUGACGAGCUUGAACAGCUGCUGCAUUCUGAGCCUAACAGUGUUAAGAGGUUACAAACCAGCAGGGCUCUAUACCAAGCGGCGAGGCACUCUCACGGGGAGUUAGAGAAGAUUAUGCUGCCCAGGUUUUUACAUAGUGAGGAGUUCUACAAGCUCCUACUUGGUUCGCGGAUACCCACAGGCUUCCACAAACACAUGACGAGAAAACCACAGGAAAAACUCUUGCACUCAGCUUUAAAACUAGGUAACAGAAUAAAGGGGGCGUUGAAAUCUCAGGCUAUAGACGGCCAGGUGUUGGACUGCUUCACCAACGCUGAGAUAUCAGAUGGAGACAGUGUUGAGAACAUGGAUAUACUGAACUUCCUGGAUAGUAUAGCGGCCGACGACAGAGAACAAGACUUGAGUACUUGCAAAGUUGUGCUCACUAAUGUCGAGACUCGAUUGCAAGCCCCACCCCGGCGCGGCACGGUCCGCGUGUUCACGCUGGCUGUCCACCGGCUGUCCACCGCUGGAGCGCGGCUCUGGUCGGUGGAGCGCAGCGAGAAUGACUUCCACCUUCUGAGGGCUAAACUCCACGAGUUCCACGGCCACCUGCUGCAUGACCUCCCGUUGCCAAGUAGAAGAGACAACAGCCCUCUAGAAACUCUCCGGUACAAAUACGAGGAUUUCCUCCAGAGGUUGCUUCAAAAGAGCUUGCUGCAAACCAGUGAGCUCCUCCAUCUAUUCCUCUCAGUCGACGGUGAUUUCUCAAUGGUGGUACAAGCGUCGGCCCUCAGUGCCAAUGGUACAGAUUUAGCCAACAUGUACCAAACAGUGGCCCAUCGGUUGAGGAAGGAAAAGGGACAGCAUCUGGAGACGUUUUUGAAGAACUUGCUCGUGUGCUCUGAUAUGGAACGGUUUCAGGCUUUAAAACAAGGUACAACCCACGUAGAAGAAGCGCUGGAAGUAAGCGAGGAACUGGAGCCAGAGACUCUGUCGGUGCGUCGCCGUAACGUACGGAACAUACAUAGCAGUAUAUUUGGCAACAACUUGGAUUUGGAAGACGGGUACAUCGACCUGGGCGUGAGACGCGCUAGCCUACAGAAUUUAGUGCACGGGUUCACCCAUUCUUUAGUUUUUUUGUUGACAAAAGUGAUAAGAGCCCGCGGCGUGGUCUCCAACGCGGUAGGCAGCGUGUUGGGUGUGACGAAGGGGAUAGCAGAUGACGUGUUCAACGGGUACCUCAACACCGUGCUCUGUGCGCUGCUGAGCGAGAAACGAUUGGCGCAUCUGAUUAGACUGGGCCACGGUCUUCUCUUCGGCAAGAAAGCGUCAACACCGCGCUCCGACCCCGUGAAACAGCGCGAGCUAGCGCGCACCCAGCUUCUAAACAGCAUUCCUUCAAGUGCCACACUGGUGUUAGGUCCAGGCCUACCCAUAGCGGUGCACACCGCUUUCGAGAUUAUACAAAAACCACAGCUAAAUAAACAGCUGGUGUACAAUCUUCUGGACUUGUGCGUAUUAGAAUUAUUCCCCGAAUUGAGUGCCACAGAUAGUAAAUUGAGAGAACCAAAGAGUUGAGAAUGCAAAUUAUAUCCUAACGACAAAGUGAUUUCAUAUAAUUUAUGAAUUGUAUUGCUUUUAUUGUGUUUUGCUAAACGUACUUUUUAUAUUGAAAUUGUAAAUAUUUUCAUGUAUUAUAUUAAAUCUAUUUUUAUAAUAUUAGUUAGUUAAUAAAGAAUUCGUAACUUGUGCUUAAGACCUUUGUCCCGAACGACAGCUAAAUGUACCUUACUAUUUUACAUUCGAGUGAUUUCAGUGUAGAAAGAAACACCAAGAGAAUAAAUUAUUUUGAUAAAUCAG
Pectinophora gossypiella (pink bollworm) is the source of this 6234-nucleotide messenger RNA. RefSeq lists its product as uncharacterized. Gene Ontology annotation, molecular function: alpha-1,4-glucosidase activity; phosphatidylinositol binding; carbohydrate binding. The record is from RefSeq and is a predicted model, not a curated record. The transcript has 35 exons. Bases 220 to 5952 code for a protein of 1910 amino acids. Gene Ontology annotation, biological process: carbohydrate metabolic process. Lineage: Eukaryota; Metazoa; Arthropoda; Insecta; Lepidoptera; Gelechiidae.